AUUUGACAGGAAAAACUAUUUAAACUCCAUUCUAUACCAUACAGUACCAUCAGUGGAUUUGUGUGGCGCCGUGUGAACUUUUCGUCUGCUCGAUCCCAUGGCGGCGGCUGGCACAUGAAAUUUGACGCCAAGAGACAAGGCUGACAACCCGAGAAUCGUCGGACCAACUGGACGUCAUUGUUGAUGCCAACAACGGACAAUUCGCAACGCGUCAAGACCAAACUUGGGAAGUAAACCCAGAAAUAUGGCGUCUCAUCAAAUAGCCAUCGCGAAGGCUACAUUUGCAGCAAGUUUAUUGAGGCCAGACCCCGUACCGGUACCUCGCGAUGAUAUAGCACAAUUCCACACGCUCCUUGGCGUCGUGUCGACACAGUGCUCACCAACGAAUAUCCAGAGGUGCAAACGAUGGCUUCUUUCCAAUGUCAUUCAGUCUACAACGCGAAUUACAGCUCUCGCGAAAUUUCUAGCCGCGCUCUCAGCCUCAUUUUCAGACGCAGAGAGAAGUACGUUGGUGUCAGCUAAGAGGGAAACUUCAGCGAAAAGAAAGCGUCUACACAUACUAUACCUGAUUAGCGAUCUGAUUUACCAUACGAAGAUCCGCGAUAGAGACACCUCCGUUGCCGACAACUUCCUGCCUCUUCUCGCCAACCUUUUCUCCAGUGCCACCUCUUUCAAAAAUAGCCCAAAGCAUUUACGGAAAGUUGAGAAUCUGCUUGACAUAUGGGCGGAGAAACACUACUACUCCGCAAAUGAUAUAAAUAAGAUCCAGCAGGCAGUCGAGGCCGCCCAGCGAUCGAAUUCGACAACGAACGAACCGGCAGACUCGGAUUCUAGGGCGAUAUCUAAUAUCGCAACCAAGUCUGCCAAAGAUGUCCCGUUUACGAUGCCUGCCAUGCAUGGCGACCAAAACCUACCGUGGUAUGAUUUGCCAGCGGGGAAUCUCAUGCAGCAUAUUAUACCCAAUUCAACGAGGCCAAUCGAUCCGACCCUUGUCAAGCCUAUGCGGUUCGUACCAGGGCAGGUGGAUGAAGAACUCGUUGCCUCCGUGAAGGCGUUUUUAGAAGAAGUUGAGACUAUAUAUGACCCAGUCGCCUGUCACGACGAAAACGAACCUCCAACGUGGGACGUGGACGAGGUUGGCCGGCGAAUUUACAGAGACGAUCUGGGCGACGUGGUUGCAGGCGACGAAGGCUAUUAUGGAUGGUCAACUGCGCUCUGUGAGAAGAUGAAGAAGAGGAUGAACAAAACCAAAUCAGAUGGGCCUUCUGGAACGGAAAGGUCCAGAGCACUGAGUCGCAACUCCAGCAGGAGUCGAAGCUCAAGCCGAGACAGUCAUCACGCCAAGAAACGGCGAUAUGCUGGUUCUCAUGGAGGCAGUAGGAAUAGGAGCAGGAGCAGUAGUAGAAGCCGGAGUCCAAGCCAAAGCAGGUUCCGAAGCAGAAACAUCCCUUUCGAGGGUGCAAAGCCAGAGAUUCCCACGCCACACUCUGCCGCACCUCCGUAUCAUCAACAACAUCAGCAACACUUCCCGCCGCCGCCGCCGCAGUCAACACCUCAUCAUGCUGAUCACGGCCAACAAUACAAACCGUGGCAACAACCUCCCCCUCCGCCACAGUUCCCAGACGCAUCUCAAUGGCAGCAGCAACAACCGACGCAUGGCUACAAAGCCACUCCGGGGGGCUGGGCCCCUCAGUACCCUCCUCCUGGCAGAGAUUCUGGUCAGCAACCGGGGGCACAUGGUGGAACUGGUCAUGGCCAUAAUAACAGUCAUCCUGGAUAUAGAGGGUACUGAUUGUACCAUAAUAUUCAGAUUAUCUUGCACUGCUUCCCAGUAGUUGAGAUACCAGCAAUAAAUACCAGAAAUUACCAUGUGCCGGAGAGAGUUUGGAGCUAGCUCUACAUCCCUCGUAUUUACCGUGUGCAGUGCAUAGAGACGAUGAGAUCGUCACUGGGUGGGCAUGGAUGAGCUAUUUCAACUUUUGAGAAUAUCAGACGGGCCCAACCUCGGUACUAUAGUUUAUAUAUGGCGGUGAUUAUAUUACGGAAUACAUAAGCCUAAUGUGAUGUACGACAACUAAGAUCACAGCAAACGAAAGGUACACAAUAAGUCGUCUUCAAUUCCGAUUCCGAAGGGAAGGUGCCAAAAGAUAAGAUGAUUAUGCCAUACUAG
Pseudogymnoascus verrucosus is the source of this 2170-nucleotide messenger RNA. RefSeq lists its product as uncharacterized. The coding region runs from base 245 to 1792 and encodes 515 amino acids. Gene Ontology annotation, biological process: intracellular calcium ion homeostasis. NCBI's taxonomy places the organism in Eukaryota, Fungi, Ascomycota, Leotiomycetes, Thelebolales, Thelebolaceae. Gene Ontology annotation, cellular component: perinuclear region of cytoplasm. The record is from RefSeq and is a predicted model, not a curated record. The transcript is spliced from 2 exons.